AUGGAGGCUGCUUCUGCCAGGGCGGCCGCCCGAGACCGCUGGAGCGAGUUCGGCCAUGCCCCCUCCCAGCUCCAGCGCUUCAUUCAAGGCGCCUGCAGUCCCGAAAACUACGAGCCGAACCUGGCUCUGAGCCUGGAGAUUGCCGAUUUGAUCAACAGCAAGAAGGGUUCCGCCCCGCGAGAGGCCGCCACCAUGAUUGUCAGCUACAUCAACCAUCGGAACCCAAACGUCGCGCUGCUCGCUCUCAAUCUGCUCGACAUCUGCGUCAAGAACUGCGGCUACCCUUUUCAUCUGCAGAUCAGCACCAAAGAGUUUCUCAACGAGCUGGUUCGUAGGUUCCCUGAACGCCCGCCCAUGCGUCCCACCAGGGUCCAGGCCAAGAUCCUCGAGGCCAUUGAGGAGUGGCGCGUCACCAUAUGUGAGACGAGCCGCUACAAAGAAGAUCUAGGCUUCAUCAGGGACAUGCAUCGCCUUCUGAGCUACAAGGGCUACAUGUUUCCCGAGGUUCGACACGAGGAUGCCGCAGUGUUGAACCCGAGCGAUAACCUCAAGUCGGCCGAAGAGAUGGAAGAGGAGGAAAAGGAGGCCCAGUCUGCCAAGCUCCAAGAGCUCAUUCGACGUGGCACUCCCGAAGACCUUCGAGAAGCCAAUCGCCUCAUGAAAGUCAUGGCCGGUUACGACACCCGGUCCAAGACCGACUACCGCGCCAAGGCAGCCGAAGAAGUAUCCAAGAUCCAAGCAAAAGCCAGGUUGCUUGAAGAGCGCCUAGAAGCUUUCAGACCAGGCGACAGCAUGUCCGACGGCGACGUCUUCAGCGAGCUGGCCUCGGCUUUGCAGAGCGCGCAGCCCAAGAUUCAGAAGAUGUGCGAGGAGGAAUCGGACGACCAUGACGCAGUUGCCCGGUUAUUUGAGAUAAACGACGGCAUUCACCGCACCGUCGAGAGGUACAAGCUCAUGAAGAAGGGGGACUUGGAGGGCGCGGCCAAAGUCGCGGCGGGGGCUCCUACGCCCUCGGCCUCGACGACGGCUGCGGCGAGGGCGCCGUCGAGUUCCGGCAACGCAGCGAACGAGUUGUCUUUGAUAGAUUUUGAUGCUGAUGCCGCAAACGACGGCAAUGGCAUCGGAAACCACCACUACAACAACGCACCCGCAGGCGGCGGCUCGCAGGCUACCGGCUUGGAGGAUGACCUGUUGGGGUUGGAUAUUGGCAGCUCGGCAGGCAACUUUGGGCAGGGAGGCAAUAUCGCACUUGGUUUUGGAGCCAACCAAAAUAUUCCCGGCCCGGCUUUGUUGUCCUCCAUGACGCAGGACAGCAGCGCCAGCGGAAACGUCUCUAACCAGACGCCUUCCUUCUCCCGAUUCGCCUCGUUUACCUCUCCUCCAGUUUCGCAGUCUGGCACUCCGCAGCCUGCUGUCCAGCAACAGCCGAAACCUCCUUCACAUCAGCCGGCCUCGGGUUCUUUUGCCACCGUAGGCGCCGCAUCAGCAUCAGCAUCAGCAUCAGCAUCAACCUCUGCCCCAACUCCACCCCCUCGACUCCCCGCUGUCUCCCAUGCCGGGGGCGGCGACGACGACGACGAGUGGAACUUCUCAUCGUCGCUUCCUCCAGCGUCGCCAAACAAACCCAAGGAGCACAGGGGAACCAUCAAUCAGGGUCUGUUACGGACGGACUUCCUAGCCGGACGUGCCACCGGCGCAAGCAACUCGAUCCACGUAGCAUUUGCCUUCUCAAACAACUCGGCCCAUCCCAUUACCGAGCUGCACUUCCAGCUGGCAGUCACAAAGGGCUACGAGCUGCAACUGAAACCACAAAGCGGCCGCGAUCUCGCGCCCAAGCAGAGCCGCGGCAUCACGCAAGAAGUGGACAUUUGGCACGCCGGCAACCGAGGACUCAGGGUGGAUUCAGUCAAGCUGAGAUGGCGCGCCACGUACAAGGUCGGCACCGAGCAGAAGAACGAAACGGGUGACAUUCCGGAACUCAGCCUGGCAUAA
Molecule: messenger RNA, 1992 nt
Organism: Metarhizium album ARSEF 1941
Lineage: Eukaryota; Fungi; Ascomycota; Sordariomycetes; Hypocreales; Clavicipitaceae
Product: VHS domain-containing protein
Exons: 4
Coding region: 1-1992 (663 amino acids)
Biological process (GO): Golgi to endosome transport; protein transport to vacuole involved in ubiquitin-dependent protein catabolic process via the multivesicular body sorting pathway; Golgi to vacuole transport
Cellular component (GO): trans-Golgi network
Molecular function (GO): ubiquitin binding; phosphatidylinositol binding
Source: RefSeq, a predicted model, not a curated record